This is a messenger RNA of Homarus americanus (American lobster), 1779 nucleotides long. RefSeq lists its product as uncharacterized. The record is from RefSeq and is a predicted model, not a curated record. Lineage: Eukaryota; Metazoa; Arthropoda; Malacostraca; Decapoda; Nephropidae. The transcript is spliced from 8 exons. The annotation marks the transcript as partial.
GUGAUCCCUUCCUCCAAGCGUUACAGUAUUAAAGAUGGUAGUGCUGGUAUUAAAGAUGGUAUUGCUGGUAUCAAAGAUGGUAUUGCUGGUAUCAAAGAUGGUAUUGCUGGUAUUAAAGAUGGUAGUGCUGGUAUUAAAGAUGGUAGUGCUGGUAUUAAAGUUGGUAUUGCUGGUAUUAAAGAUGGUAUUGCUGGUAUUAAAGUUGGUAUUGCUGGUAUUAAAGAUGGUAUUGCUGGUAUUAAAGAUGGUAUUGCUGGUAUUAAAGAUGGUGUUGCUGGUAUUAAAGAUGGUAUUGCUGGUAUCAAAGAUGGUAUUGCUGGUAUCAAAGAUGGUAUGCUGGUAUUAAAGAUGGCAGUGCUGGUAUUAAAGAUGGUAGUGCUGGUAUUAAAGCAAGUUGCUGGUAUUAAAGAUGGUAUUGCUGGUAUUAAAGUUGGUAUUGCUGGUAUUAAAGAUGGUAUUGCUGGUAUUAAAGAUGGUAUUGCUGGUAUUAAAGAUGGUGUUGCUGGUAUUAAAGAUGGUAUUGCUGGUAUUAAAGAUGGUAUUGCUGGUAUUAAAGAUGGUAGUGCUGGUAUUAAAGAUGGUAUUGCUGGUAUCAAAGAUGGUAGUGCUGGUAUUAAAGAUGGUAUUGCUGGUAUUAAAGAUGGUAGUGCUGGUAUUAAAGUUGGUAUUGCUGGUAUUAAAGAUGGUAUUGCUGGUAUUAAAGAUGGUAUUGCUGGUAUUAAAGUUGGUAUUGCUGAUGGUAGUGCUGGUAUUAAAGUUGGUAUUGCUGGUAUUAAAGAUGGUAUUGCUGGUAUUAAAGAUGGUAGUGCUGGUAUUAAAGAUGGUAUUGCUGGUAUUAAAGAUGGUAGUGCUGGUAUUAAAGAUGGUAUUGCUGGUAUUAAGGAUGGUAGUGCUGAUGGUGCUGGUAUUAAAGAUGGUAGUGCUGGUAUUAAAGAUGGUAUUGCUGGUAUUAAAGAUGGUAGUGCUGGUAUUAAAGUUGGUAUUGCUGGUAUUAAAGAUGGUAUUGCUGGUAUUAAAGAUGGUAGUGCUGAUGGUAGUGCUGGUAUUAAAGAUGGUAUUGCUGGUAUUAAAGUUGGUAUUGCUGGUAUUAAAGAUGGUAUUGCUGGUAUUAAAGAUGGUAUUGCUGGUAUUAAAGAUGGUAGUGCUGGUAUUAAAGUUGGUAUUGCUGGUAUUAAAGAUGGUAGUGCUGGUAUUAAAGAUGGUAGUGCUGGUAUUAAAGAUGGUAGUGCUGGUAUUAAAGAUGGUAGUGCUGGUAUUAAAGAUGGUAGUGCUGGUAUUAAAGAUGGUAGUGCUGGUAUUAAAGAUGGUAGUGCUGAUGGUAUUGCUGGUAUUAAAGAUGGUAGUGCUGGUAUUAAAGAUGGUAGUGCUGGUAUUAAAGAUGGUAGUGCUGGUAUUAAAGAUGGUAUUGCUGGUAUUAAAGAUGGUAGUGCUGGUAUUAAAGAUGGUAGUGCUGGUAUUAAAGAUGGUAUUGCUGGUAUUAAAGAUGGUAGUGCUGGUAUUAAAGAUGGUAGUGCUGAUGGUAGUGCUGGUAUUAAAGAUGGUAGUGCUGGUAUUAAAGAUGGUAUUGCUGGUAUUAAAGAUGGUAGUGCUGGUAUUAAAGAUGGUAGUGCUGGUAUUAAAGAUGGUAGUGCUGGUAUUAAAGAUGGUGGUGCUGGUAUUAAAGAUGGUGCUGGUAUUAAGGAUGGUAGUGCUGGCGGCGGUGCUACAUCGUCUGGCUGGGCUGUCCGUAAUGGUCUCAACUGGCUGGUCCGUAAUGGUCUCAACUGGGCUGGUCCGUAA